AUGUCUAAGAGCGAUCGUUUUGACCAGCUGCCAGAAACCACCCCGAAAUCUAGCGAGCUCAAGAUCAACAUCGCGGGUUUCCACACUUACAUCUACGGUGCCGAUGAGCUAUCCCCGCAGCAGGCGAAGAACACUGUGGUUUUGUUCCACGUCCACGGCCGCACGAGAACUUACAAGAAUGCGGAGCUCUUUGCUCAUCAAUUCCUUCACCAGAUGAGACAGCAUGGAGAGUCGAAGAAGGGCUUCGUCGUGGUAACCUUUGAUAAUCGCAAUCAUGGCGAACGAGCGGUAUUUACACCCCCCACCCCCACCCCCUACCGCCCUUCGUGUCGACAACCGCAAAUAACUAACAAGAGACUGCAGAUUGACAAGAAGUCGAUUCAAAGCUGGAAGGGAGGAAAUGAGAAACAUGCGCACGACAUGCUAGCUAUGAUAGACGGCAUCGCUCUUGAUAUCCAAACCGUGAUGAGAUUCCUCGGAGUCUACGUGGAAGAUCGAUUUACGCCAAUUGAAUUCGUGAUGUCAGGCCACUCGCUCGGUGGACAUACUUCCUGGAAUAUCCUUGCCCAGGAGCCCAAAAUCAAGGCUGCCAUCAUCAGCGUCGGCUGUCCCAAUAUGACCGACCUGCUUCAGGAUCGACUUGGCGGGAAAGAUGUCGUUGAUCCGGUCAGAUGGCCUGACUCGAUUUCAUCAAUGUUCCGAAAGCGCGAUGAAGAUGUCUCGAAGAUCACGGAUAAACAGGUUCUGAUUUUGAAUGGCGCUCUCGAUACCCUUGUCCCGAGCAAGUUUACUAAGCCCUGGGUUGAGAAUUAUGGUCAACAGAAUGACGUGUCUUUGAAUGUUUUUGAGGAGACGGGUCAUUGGUUUUCGCUUGAGAUGAUGGACAAAGUUGUUGACUGGGUCCUUCAGAAGAUCGCUUGA
Messenger RNA from Penicillium argentinense, 921 nucleotides. Its product is annotated as alpha/beta hydrolase family protein. The record is from RefSeq and is a predicted model, not a curated record. NCBI's taxonomy places the organism in Eukaryota, Fungi, Ascomycota, Eurotiomycetes, Eurotiales, Aspergillaceae. Bases 1 to 921 code for a protein of 306 amino acids. The transcript is spliced from 4 exons.